This is a messenger RNA of Saccharomyces eubayanus, 2649 nucleotides long. RefSeq names its product COPII subunit SFB2 (gene SFB2). Gene Ontology annotation, cellular component: COPII vesicle coat; endoplasmic reticulum exit site. NCBI's taxonomy places the organism in Eukaryota, Fungi, Ascomycota, Saccharomycetes, Saccharomycetales, Saccharomycetaceae. The record is from RefSeq and is a predicted model, not a curated record. The transcript has a single exon. The coding region runs from base 1 to 2649 and encodes 882 amino acids. Gene Ontology annotation, molecular function: zinc ion binding; SNARE binding. Gene Ontology annotation, biological process: endoplasmic reticulum to Golgi vesicle-mediated transport; intracellular protein transport; COPII-coated vesicle cargo loading.
AUGUCUCAUCAUAAGAAGAGGGUGUACCCCCAGGCUCAGAUCCCGUACGCUGCGAAUGUUCCAAUAGUUGCAGAACAACAACAGUUUCAACAACAGAUAGAUCAAACGGCAAAUGCUAUAGGCAAUUUCCAAUUGAACGACAACUCCUACUCGUUCGCACAGCCAGCUGAACAGCCUCAACAACUCAGCUCUAGGAAAGUGGCCAAUCAAUUGUACCCUGUAGACUUGUUUACAGAAUUGCCUCCUCCAAUUCGUGAUCUGUCAUUACCGCCUCCUCCAAUUACUAUCUCUCCGGAUAGCAUUGUGGCCCUAUCAGAGACAUCCAAUGUCCCAUAUCAGUAUGUCAGAUCUACUUUAAAUGCGGUGCCAAAGACAAACUCUUUGUUGAAAAAAACGAAGCUACCGUUUGGAAUCGUAAUAAGACCAUACUUGAACUUGCAAGAUUCGAAUGAAUACGUGCCCUUGAACAAAGACGGGAUCAUAGUUCGUUGCCGCCGUUGUCGUUCUUAUUUGAACCCCUUUGUUGCUUUUAUUGAACAAGGGAGAAGAUGGCAAUGUAAUAUUUGUCGAUUCAAGAACGACGUUCCAUUUGGCUUCGAUCAGAAUUUGCAAGGUGCUCCGAUUAAUAGAUACGAAAGAAACGAAAUCAAACACUCUGUCAUGGAGUAUUUGGCGCCUGUCGAGUACUCCGUCAGAGAACCCCCACCAUCUACCUAUGUGUUUAUUUUGGACGUUUCUCAAAACGCUGUUCGAAAUGGUUUACUAGCCACAUCUGCCAGAACUAUUUUAGAAAAUUUAGAGUUUUUACCAAACCAUGACGGAAGAACUAGUGUUUCCAUCAUAUGUGUUGACCAUGCUCUGCAUUAUUUCUACGUUCCCCUAGAUGAUGACUAUGAAGAAUCGGAUGACGAUGAUGAUGAUGAUGAGGAGGAUGAUGAAGAAGAGGAGGAAGGCGGAGACGAAGAGGAUGAUGAUGAUGAUGAAAGCAUGGCUGAAACAGUCCAAAUGUUUGAUGUCGGUGAUUUAAGCGAACCAUUUUUGCCAAUGCCCAGUGAGGACCUCGUGGUUCCAUUAAAAUAUUGUAAAAAGAAUUUGGAAAAACUACUAAAAACGAUACCUGAAGUUUUCCAAGACACACACAUAAGCAAAUUUGCACUUGGGCCUGCUCUUAAAGCUGCUUCGAAUUUGAUCAAUAACACGGGAGGUAAAAUUGAAGUCAUUUCAUCGACUUUACCAGAUACUGGUGUCGGAAAAUUGAAGAGAAGAAGUGAGCAAGGUGUAUUGAACACACCAAAGGAGACCUCCCAAUUACUAUCAUGCCAGGACUCCUUUUACAAAACAUUUACAAUCGAGUGUAGCAAAUUGCAAAUAACAGUCGAUAUGUUUUUAGCGUCCGAGGAAUACAUGGACGUAGCGACUUUAUCCCAUCUGGGCCGCUUCUCUGGUGGCCAAACACACUUCUAUCCCGGCUUCAAUGCUACUAGUCUGAACGAUGUUACCAAAUUCACUAGAGAGUUAUCUAAGCAUUUAUCCAUGGAUAUAUCCAUGGAAGCUGUCAUGAGAGUUCGUGGUUCGACAGGUUUGAAGGCUACAUCGUUUUUUGGUCACUUUUUCAACAGAUCUUCAGAUUUAUGUGCAUUCUCCACAAUGCCUAGAGAUCAGUCCUAUCUGUUCGAAAUUUCGAUCGAAGAUUCCAUAACGGCUGAACAUUGCUACUUGCAAGUCUCAACUCUAUUAACCUUAAACACCGGGGAACGUAGAAUUAGGGUUAUGACGUUGGCACUACCAACAACGGAAUCCGCUAGGGAAGUAUUUGCGUCUGCUGAUCAACUGGCCAUUACUGAUUUUGUCACACAAAACGCGGUAGACAAAGCAUUGAAUUCAAGCAUGGAUUCUGCAAGAGAUUUAAUAACAAAAUCACUCCAAGAUAUUUUAAAUGCCUACAAAAAAGAAAUAUCCAUGUCAAACAUCACUGCUGUGACUUCUUUGAAUUUGUGUGCCAACUUGAGGAUGUUGCCUUUAUUAAUGAAUGCGCUAGGCAAAAACAUAGCCUUUAGACCAGGGAUGGUCCCAAGUGACUACCGUGCCAGUUCACUGAAUAAAUUAGAAACAGAGCCGCUUCACUACUUAAUAAAGAGCAUAUACCCAACUGUAUACUCUCUACACGAUAUGCCUGAUGAAGUUGGUUUGCUUGAUUCCAAUAGAGAAAUAAAAUUACCUGAUCCUAUCAAUGCUACCGCAUCCCUCUUUGAAAGAUAUGGAUUGUAUUUAAUUGACAAUUCCGCAGAGUUAUUUUUAUGGGUUGGUGGGGACGCUGUUCCUGAAUUACUGAACGAUGUCUUUAACACCGAUAACAUCUCUGGCGUUCCCGUUGGAAAAAGCGAGCUGCCUGUUUUGAUAGAUUCCCCAUUCAAUGACAGAUUAAGAAACAUAAUCAGUAAAAUUAGAGAAAACAAUGAUACGAUAACUUUCCAAUCGUUGUACACAAUAAGAGGACCAUCUAUCAAUGAACCCGCUAAUCUAACUGCAGAGAGAGAGAUGGCUUCUCUAAGGUUAUGGGUAUCAAGCACCCUUGUUGAAGACAAGAUUCUGAAUUGUGCCAGCUAUAGAGAAUACCUGCAAAGUAUGAAAACGGCUAUUAACAGAUAA